Messenger RNA from Cajanus cajan (pigeon pea), 2145 nucleotides. Its product is annotated as Leucine-rich repeat (LRR) family protein. The record is from RefSeq and is a predicted model, not a curated record. Gene Ontology annotation, molecular function: protein binding. Lineage: Eukaryota; Viridiplantae; Streptophyta; Magnoliopsida; Fabales; Fabaceae.
AGAUAGAUGUUGGGGGAAAUGAAAGAGAAAGAGUCAAAGGCGUCGCACUCUCGCGAUGUAUCUACUCCAACAAAUAACAAAGUGUAGUGGUGUCUGACCGGUAAACUAUGUUUCCCGCGUCAUGAUUACCCGUUCCAACGAAUAACCAACCAUAUUCUUUUCUUCCCCUUCCCAUCCCCGUUUUCUUCCCUACCACUCCAACUUCAACUCCCACACCCUUUCAAACCCUAACACCAUCACAUUCACUCAUUCCCCUCCUCCUAACCAUGUCAAUGGCCCUCUCCCUUCUCUUCCCUCUCCUCUUCCUCUCCCUCCCCCUCUCCCAAACCCAAACACCCCCCAAAGGCUUCCUCAUCGACUGCGGGGCCCACUCCAAGGCCCAAUUCGACGACCGCGCAUGGCUCCCCGAUUCCGCCUUCAUCUCUUCGGGCCAGCCCAGGAACCUCACAACCCCUGGCCUCUCCCCCACUCUCCGCACCCUCCGCUCCUUCCCUCGCCAAGUCAAGAAGCACUGCUACAAAAUUCCCGUGUAUCGCGGAGCAAGGUACUUGGUGCGCUCCACCUACUUCUACGGCGGAGUCAACGGCGCUGACCACCCCUCGCCGCCCGUCUUUGACCAGAUCCUCGACGGCACCCUCUGGACCGUCGUCAACACCACCGAGGGUUACGCCAACGGGGACUCCACCUUCUACGAAGGGGUUUUCCUGGCUCAGGGGAAGAUCAUGAGUUUCUGCAUCGCCUCCAAUACUUACACGGAUUCUGACCCGUUUAUAUCUGCUUUGGAAUUGCUCAUUCUCGGGGAUUCUCUCUACAACACCACGGAUUUCACUGCCUUUGCCCUUGCCUUGUUUGCAAGGCACAGUUUUGGAUACUCCGGACCACCUAUUAGGUAUCCUGAUGAUGGGUUUGACCGUAUCUGGGAGCCUUUUGGGCUUAGUAAUUCUACCAAGGCAAGCACUGAAAAUGUUUCUCUUUCUGGUUUUUGGAAUCUUCCACCUGCGAAAAUAUUCGAGACACAUAUAGGAUCUAAUCAAUUGGAAUCUUUGGAACUGAGAUGGCCUACAGCGUCACUUCAAAGCUCCAAAUACUACAUCGCUCUAUACUUUGCUGAUGACACUGCUGGAUCAAGAACUUUUAACAUAAGUGUAAAUGGUAUAACUUAUUACCAUAAUUUGAAUGUGAUCCCAUCAGGCGUUGUUGUAUUUGCCAACCAGUGGCCUCUUUCUGGGCCAACAACAGUAACUUUGACCCCUGCUCCUAGUUCGUCCUCAGGCCCCUUAAUUAAUGCUGGUGAAGUUUUUGGUGUGCUGCCACUUGGAGGAAGAACUACAACCGGAGAUGUUAUUGCUUUGGAAAAGGUGAAAGAGAGCCUCCAAAAUCCUCCACUUGAUUGGAAUGGUGAUCCUUGUAUGCCCCGACAGUACUCAUGGACUGGCAUCACAUGUUCUGAAGGACCACGUAUCCGUGUAGUGACUUUAAACUUGACAAGUAUGGAUCUUUCAGGAUCUUUAUCGCCUUUUGUUGCCAAUAUGACAGCUCUGGCUAACAUCUGGCUGGGAAAUAACAGUUUGUCUGGGCAGAUUCCUGACCUCAGUUCACUAAAGAAUUUAGAGACACUGCACUUGGAAAACAAUCAAUUCAGUGGAGGGAUUCCUUCAUCCCUAGGGGACAUCAGCAGCUUACAAGAAGUAUUUUUACAAAACAACAAUUUGACUGGUCAAAUUCCAGCAAAUCUCAUUGGAAAACCAGGACUGAUUGUCAGAACUUCUGGAAAUAAUUUCUUAUCUCCUCCAGCACCUUGAAGGAUUUGUUUAGUGCCUUCCAUGGUAAAGAUGAAGAUUUUCCUUUUUUUUUCAAGAAAUUUUUAUUCUUUUGGUGCUUAGAUCAUUCUGAUUCUCUGGUGGAAGUUCUUCAUUGUUAACUCGUCAACUGAAGAUCAAACUUCAUCUCAGCCUCUUCUCUUGCUGGAGGUCAUACGGGUUUCUUGUUUUAACUUGGAGUGUGCAUGCUUUCAGAUUGGUUCACCAUAUUAAUGUUUGAUUCUCAGUUCCUUGAAAAGUAGGAUGUUAUUUGAAAUUGUAUUAUACAUAUCUUGUAUAGGCAUUAUUCAUUAUUUUAUUGAAAAUUUUGCUUUGGUUGUUUUCA